CUCACUAAAAAAUACUGGAAAGAAAUCCGCAACUUCCUUCGAAAUUCAGUUGGGAAAACUUCAAAGCGACGAAGGAUACAUCCAAAUUGUUGUAGCCAAAACUAACAGUAAACCAACCAAACAUCCUGGAAACGACCUUCAACCAUACGAUGAAAACACUGCAAAUACUAAGCCAUAUAUAGCUGCUGAGCUUGGGAAAACCUUCGUCAAUGAAAAUAGUCUUUUUACUGUUGGGGAUGGUAAAUCAUACUCUAAAACUACUAGGACAAGAAGAGAUAUUUCGUUUAAAAAUGCCAGAUUAGAACCAGACACAGGUUACUCUGUUUUUCAAAGAACGUUUAGAAAUGCGGAUUUGUACUACGAUUCAGACUGGAUGGAUGUUGUUACAACAGAUAAAUCUCCAACUACAAUUAAAUCCCAAACUAAAAACUCUAUCGCAACAGAGACAACCACACGCCAUACAACCACAAAGCCCGUGGGAGGGGAUGGUGAUGGCAACGGUGGUCCACUUGAUGAAGAACAAGAUGGUGACAGCAGUGAGGGACCUGGUACAGUAAUAAUUGGUGCUGGCGCAGGAGGUGGUGUUUUGUUGAUUAUAUUGGUUAUUUUUAUCAUCAUUUAUGUCAGGCGAAGACGUGGCGGGAACGGUUCAGGCAACGACCGUCUCUAUGAUAAACCAGUGGAAUUCAAAAAAACGAAGAAAAAGAAAAGUUUGGAUGUGGAAGAAGAGAAUUACCCGCCUUCGUCCGACAUGGGUGAAGAAAAUAAAAACACCAUUACAGCUCCUUCAGGUGACGUAUAUGCCAAGCCCGUGAAGAAAAAGCACAGAACAGAGAGUGAAGGCGGUGAAAACAAACAGAAUGGUUUACAAACUGAUACCUACGCUAAUGUACAAGGGAUUACUCCUGACGACAAUAGCAACGGUGUAAAGAUCACACGCUUUCUCUUCUACGUUGAAGAAAUGAAGAAGAAUGACAACUUUGGAUUUAAAAAAGAGUUCGAAGAUUUGCCAGUUGGCCAAGUUCAUCCUUGGGAUGUCGGGAGAAAAGCUGGGAAUGUCCAAAAGAACAAAUACAGCAACAAUGCAGCCUAUGACCAUUCCCGAGUUAUUUUGUCUGGGGAGGAAGAUUAUGUCAAUGCUAACUUCAUCAAGGGAGUACAAUCAGAACUUUAUAUCGCUGCCCAAGGUCCAACCGACCAAACAGUGAAUGAUUUCUGGCGAAUGAUAUGGGAACAAGACUGCACUUGUAUCAUCGCCUUGACGAACGUCGUUGAACUUGGCAAGGUGAAGUGCACUCAAUAUUGGCCCGAUAAAGAAAUUACAUUUGGUGACAUUCAUGUGAAGACAGUCAAAACAGGAUUGUUUGCUGACUACGUUAUACGCUAUCUUGAUUUGAAAAAGGAUGGUAAAGGCAAGACAAUUGUCCAAUAUCACUUCAUAUCCUGGCCUGACCAUGGUGUACCUAAAUAUCCCACGAAACUGCUUGCGUUCCGUCACCGCUUCAGAGCAUUGCACACAGUCAGCACUAGGCCUAUCGUUGUUCACUGCAGUGCUGGAGUUGGCAGAACGGGGACAUUUAUUGCCUUGGACAUCACCUUGCUUCGUGUGAAUACACUACAAGAAAAUACCAUCAACAUUCACGAUGCUGUUAAGGAGCUAAGGAAUGAGAGAGUUAACAUGGUCCAGACGUUGGAACAAUACGUAUUUUUACACGAUGCUGUCCUCGAGACGGUGCUCUGUGGCUUCACUGAAACCACGGCUGAAAAUUUAAAAACUGAAAUUGAACGACUUCAGCAAAAAGAACUGAAUAAAUCAAUAUCUGAAUUUGAAGUCGAAUUCAAAAAACUUGCUUCGGUUACCUAUCCACUCGCUCCAGAUGAGUGCAAGUCAGCCUUGCUCCAGAAAAACAAAUCGAAGAAUCGCGUCAGCAAUAUUUACCCGACUGAAAACUUUAGAGUAUUCAUUUGUGGAACUAAGGAAGAAGAAGAUCCAUAUAUCAAUGCCACUUAUGUUCAUGGUUAUACUCAUGCUCGGGCUUACAUCGCUACGCAAGCUCCACUUUUGGACACCAUCGACGACUUCUGGAAGAUGGUUUUUGAAAAGAAGACUGUUGUUGUUGUGAUGUUAAAUGACACCAGCGAAGGAAAAAUGACUUACCCACAGUAUUGGCCAGACGAAUUUAACGAAGAACAACAAUAUGGUGAUCUGUUUGUCAAGAUGGUGUCUGCUGAAACUCGAGGACCAAUCGUUUCUCGGAAAUUUGUUAUCACAAAUAAAAGCACGAAAGCUGCGGUCGCUGAACACGUUGUAAGACAUGUUCAGUUCACUGAUUGGCCAGAGCAUGGAGUUCCUGGAAACCACAGUGACGUCAUGGAUCUAUUGGAUAGUGUAGAGGAGGCCCAACAACGUUCAGAAAAUGGUACUGUGAUAGUACACUGUAGUGACGGCGCCCAAAGGACUGGAACCUAUUUAACACUGGCCAUUCAACGAGAACGAGUGAGAACUGAACACGUGAUCGACAUCUUCCGAUGUAUCAAAAUGAUGAGGGAACAGCGCCCGCAAUUUGUUGGGAAUUUGGAACAGUACAAGUUUUGCUAUUAUGCUAUGGUGACUUUUAUCGAAUCAUUCAUGACAUACGACAAUAUUCCAAAAGUACAAAAAAAAUAAAUAUUGUAUCCUUAAAUAUCGACUUGAUUUACAAACGCUCACGAGGACUAAACAUGGAAACAUAGAAUGACAGUUGUAUUUGUAAUGGCCAUUUACGGCGCUUUUGUCAAAACAUUAAGCUCGAUGAUACUGAAAACAUCUUAAAAUUUAGUGCCAACUAUUUUUAUAGAGGGUUCUGCAGUGCAUGGUUCCUGACAUUGGUUCUAUAUGAAUCACAGUACUUUCUAGUCCUGUUAAAACACUAACUUUACCUUUCUUUAAUCUCGAUUUUUAACUGAUAAUGAGCAUAAUGCAUGUAUAAUACAUUUUGACUAAGUAAUAUAGAUCCUAUAUAUAUUAACGACUAUUCAUUCAUAUACUUAACUCCCUAUAUAAUGCUUUUAACCUUUGUUAACGUUUUUUUUAACUGUAGACAUCUAUUGUCAUGUCUAAGUCCCUUUAACUAAUUGUAUUUGUUAUGCCUGACGGUUAUUUUAUGAAUUAUGGUAAUAUUGGAAUUUUAAUAAACGCUAUA
Messenger RNA from Dendronephthya gigantea, 3182 nucleotides. RefSeq names its product receptor-type tyrosine-protein phosphatase S-like. The transcript has 22 exons. The record is from RefSeq and is a predicted model, not a curated record. The coding region runs from base 374 to 2668 and encodes 764 amino acids. Gene Ontology annotation, molecular function: protein tyrosine phosphatase activity. Gene Ontology annotation, biological process: protein dephosphorylation. Lineage: Eukaryota; Metazoa; Cnidaria; Anthozoa; Malacalcyonacea; Nephtheidae.